AUGGGCCUCCUCGCCGUCGGGUGUGCCAACUUCGGCCUGGCUAUCAGCACGGACAAGACGGUAGUCCCAAACCAAUCGUCACCAAACACACAACACAGUACUCCUCCUCGAAUCAGUUUCCGCGGCAACCAACCCCAAACCAUGGACAACCUCGUUUGCCUAGGUGGUGGUGGUGGUGGUGGUGGUGGUGGUGGUGGUGGUGGUGGUGGUGGUGGUGGUGGUGGUGGUGGUGGUCGUUGUUGUCGUGGUCGUGGUGGUCAAAAUCCGGGUCAAGUGUUGUUGUGGUCCAAGGGGUGUGCAGUGGUGCGCCUAGUUGCGGGUCCGGCCGUGCCAUCCACCUGCGCCCUCAACCGCCUCCGGUCUUCUCCACUCUCUCAUGACGCCGGGCCCAGGUGGGGGGAGGAGAGAGUCCGGUAGAUUCUGUACAAGUUCACUACCAUGAUAAUAUAAUUCACGCACAAGCCCCCGUUCCUGCUCUCGCCCUGUUGCGGAGCGCACGGCAGACAUCUGCGGUAGCGGCAGUCGAGCUGUCGUGUGGCGUAUCACGGCGGCAGUUCCUGCUACCUGUCAGUGCUCGUUUAGGCUGCGCAUCGGGCGGACGAAUAUGGGGUCGCGUGGUUUGUUUUCGCCCUUGUUCGCAUGUCUAUCCAGACCAGCCGGUUGCCAAAAUUAGACGCACUGUUGUCAGUGUGGACUAAAGUGCACUGCAUGCUUCCAAGCCUAUGCAACGGCCCUAAAGUUGAGCGCGUGAACCCGCGGCUGCAGCGUGACUUGCACGGGACAAAGCCACUGAGUCGGCACGUUGGGUGUCCCUCGCACCGCUUGUCUCCUUUGGCCCACCCGGCGUGGAAAAUUUGUCGAGCCCCUGGUCUUAGCGUUUGACAAAGCGAGGUUUAGCACUGCAGUGGCAGAUACGACCAGUUGGCAGCGCCAUAGCAGCUGCUUCAGGGCACUGCCUGAAUUUGUGGCGAGAGGCGUUGUGGUCAGACAGUUCGACCCUCGUGACCGACGAUGUCCACUGUGUGCCCCACGCGGAGGCGAAAGCAGGCACGGUGACUUUUGAGCGAAUUAGGUCACAGUGAAUAUGCACUUGGACAGCAUCUACCGCACUCCAUCCUCCUCCUUCCCCCCACCUGGGCCCGGCGUAAAGACAAAGUCAAGAAGGCCGGAGGCGGGCGAGGGCACAGGCGGAUGGCACGGUGGAGCCCGCACCUUGGCGCUUCACUCCACACCCCCUGGUUCACACGACAAAUAACCAGGAUUUUAACUAAAAACCAAAGGGACUGGCGUGGUCGGAGCCGCGCCUUGGCGUGCCCCCACAUUAUCCCCGGAUCCCACGGAGUGGGAGUGCCAUAAAGAUAACAUAAGGGAGGAGUCAUUGCAGCCUGACUCUUAGACCACCAGUCGGCCGCUCCACACAAACACACACGGGGUUGACUGCGAGGUCCAAGUUAUUGCCUCAGUUGGCAACCUUCCAAGCCUCGGCUUUUAGCGCACCGUGAUAGUUUCAAGCGUGUCAAAUUGUCUAUGGUGAGGAAAAUGCGCUGAGUCGUCGACCUCACUCUCUCUUCCCAUUCUCAGGCCCCAGCCACAGUCCGAGUUGGUCAAUUGACAGGUUCGGGGAAAGGGGGCAUUUUGGUACCACUCAAAACACAUGCAGGACCUACAUAUAAUCAAUGGAGUAGCCGCAAUUCGGAUGUGGUUAUGUAGUCCCAUUUGAAGUAGACAAACCCCAGCCACCUGUAAUACGGUGCCGCUGGUAAUAGGGGUUUUUACACGUAGGGCCGGGGCACGCACGGGCGACGAGGUCAAGCAAUUGUAGGCAAAAGAAAAGCUAUUGGGAAUGCACGGUUGUACUUUGAGUGGUUGAGAAAUUGUUGCCAUAAACCCUAACUGUAACCCCUAACUUCUAACCAACACCCCUAACCCCAACACCAACAGUAUUGUUUCCAUAAGUUUGGGCUACAUAACCACAUCUCACCGAACCACAUUCUGGAUAAUUUUUUGGACUAGGACCUAUUAACCGAAAUCCAAGAACGCAAGUCGUCCGGCGAUUUCGACAAUAAAUGUCAUAGAGAACCGGCCAAAUACGUAACCGGUUGGACUGCCUUCUUUCGUAUUUCAUGGAGGUGAACGGGUUUUUUAACCACUGCCAAACGGCAAGAGAAAGUUCUUGGCCGAUUUUCUGACACUCGUCAAACACGUAAAAGUGAAAAAAAUGUAAUUUUUCCGACUAGAAUUGGUGAGAUUACUGACGAGCCUGGGCAACGUGACAGGCAUAACUUGUGGAUCUUUCAGUUGGCCUCAAGACGGCCUUAGGAUUGUCUGCCGCCAAGAAUGUAUGCGUCAAAAUGCUAAUCAAAAAAGCCCUUCUCUCUGCAAAUAGACAGCAAGAUCCAUUUGGGAAACUGUGUUAUCAGCGCAGUUAUGAAGGGAGAUGAAAGAAUUCAGAAUCCAGCCGGCGUUUCUUGCUUCCUUCUGAAAGUUCGAAAUUCCUCCUGGAACAGACUCUAUAAGUUCUCCUCUGAGAGGCAGAUAUCUUUCCAAGUCGGCAGAUAUUUGCAAUUUUUUCACCAUAAAGAGUCAGCUUCUACAUGAAAACAUUGUUUUUCUCAUUUGCACCCACAAAUGCCCUAUUUCACCGUCACAAUGGGUCUUCUAGGUCAUCAAAGUGCUUGCGUUCUCGAAAAUAAAUCAGUAAGUGUCACUGCUAUUCGACUUCAAACAGAACAAGUUCGAAACGUGAGUAAUGACUCAUCCUCAUGGCAGUUUACCUAGUACUAGGUGACAAAAGAGUACGUGAUAGCGACCUAUUAUGGAAACUUCCUAGCUUAGAGCCAGAGAUCAAAUAAAGUUCACUAUCUGGGUACCGACUCCAUAGCAAAUGUCGGUUAGGGAUAAAGAAUACUAAUGACGACUUAGAAAACGUCGACGUCUAAACAGUUGCUGGCACGCUGUUCUCAGCACAGCCCAAAAAUCGGAGCUCCUUGAUACUGGCGGUGCUUUUUUAUCGCAUGUGGGGCUUCUUUUUAUCUUCUAGUUAUGCAUCUUCUUAAAAUGAAAGUGUGGGCUUGGCUGCAACCCAUUAACAACUUACGGGCGCUCACAGGGCAAAGCAUUAAUUUGUUACAGAGUUGCACAGUAAAAUGUCGACACCAAUAAGUUCUUUUGUUAUUCGGUUCAGUUCAGUCCAGUGCAUUUUUUAUGAAGGGAACGGUAGACGAACGCCGUUGAACUCUCUAUUGGUUACAAUGUAUUUUAACAGUGUGUUUUAGCAUUUUGAUUUUCAAGAAUAACACAUACAUUGUCGGACGGGGAGUUCAAGUACAAAGCGAGGUCUUUUACUUUUUGCAAUAAAACACGCCAUUUCGUAUGGCGCUCCAAAUUUGGACUUUAAAAUAAAUGCACUGAUGCCUUCUACCAGUCUUCAAAAGUUCUUAGAUGUGUUUUUUUCUUAAUCUUCGACCAAGUUCAGCAGUUCCUUUGCCUAUACAAGCGAAAAGGCGAGCUCCAGGGAACGGUGUAGAAGGUGGGGAUUCGAUCGCUGGAACAGGAACUAAAUUCGUAAGGCAUUUCGGCUACUCUACCAGGUCUCUGACGAUGGUGCUGAUGACUACGACGAUGACGACGACGAUUAUGGCGAUUAUGACGAUGACGGUGAAGGGCACGAAGAGGAGGAGGAGGAGGAGGAGGAGGAGGGGGAGGAGGAGGAGGAGGAGGAGGAGGAGGAGGAGGGUCCGAAAAGCCGGACGAAUAAACUUCUGAUUUCGGAGAUCGCUCCCCCCCUCUUCUCCACAGUCCUUCCAUCAUUAUUGUAUAUAGGGUCCAGGGACACAGAAGAUUCACUAGUGUUCAAUUCCGACUUGUGCAAUGCAAUCGGCGAGCCAACUUUCACAAUAUUGCUUUUAUUUUCUUAUCUUUCCCAUUCUGCCCUUUUAAAUUAACAGCAAAACACAGGAAUAGGAACCCCUUAUUCCAGAAGACCUGAGCUUAUUUUCAGGGAGAUUAGGGUUAAGGUAAGGUUGGGAAUUUUUACAGAGGUAGGAUCAGGUUUCGGGCUAAGGUUAAGGUUUGGGCUUAUCGCGGAAGUCUAAACCGAGAGUGAAACCCUGACUAUCCCGACCUACAGGCCCGGUCCAGAAAGAGAAGUUGUACACCAGUUUGGAGAAUUUUAUAUUAUGUACAGGACAACUUCAGGCGAGAUGGGAGGGAGUUGGGAGCCCGAUAAAAGUGCCUCUGACGCCGGGGGAACGGAGUCCCAAGUGUCAGUCAGGGAAUGCGUCACAGCGUCGUAGGCCAGUGCGUGCUUCUGACUCGGCCUUGAAUCUGAUUGGCCAGUUGAUGACCGAGUGGACGAACUCCAGAGGGUCCUGGUGCGCAGGUGCAGACACUCGCGUGAGGGCCAGAGUUGCGACGGGCGUUCGGAGUAGGGCCACUAAAGUCUAGGGUUGGUGACAGCGUUAGAAUAACAACACAGACUUACUUACCCUUCUUGGAAUUUUGCAAAGACCACCUGUAUUACUGGGGAAGGAAGUUUCUUGCCGUUGACGUAAAAAACGUAUUUAACUACAGAAUUGUGCGUUGUAAGUACAGGCUUGUAAGAAACAGUGAAUUUAUCUUAUACACCAUAUGAUCUCCAAAGAUCGAACUCGAAAAAAAACAGGCCUCACCUGAAACAAUUUUUUUGACAAAUUCUGAGAAUGAUAAAACAGUAAAGCAAGACCCAACAUCUUCAAGCCGUGGACGAGGUGAGGGUUUAGUGCGGGUGGUUAGAACCUCAUCCAACGAUAAAAUGAGACGUUAGGUCAUUGGCCGAUCCCAUGAAAUGUUAGGCGAGAUUCUGAAAUGGGUUUUCGAUUAGGAUGGAUCACUUUGUCGAUAGAAGCGAACAGGCGAGUUCCAGGUAGCAGUUCAGAAGAUGAAGAUGCGAUCACCGGAACAAGAAAUUUAUUUGCCUGACGUUUCGGAUUCUCACUCGAAUCCAUCAUCAGAGACAUUCGCAGAUAGAGGUGAAGGUGGCACCAGGAGUGCAGUAUUUAUAGCACGUGGCUGCCGUGGGACCGCAUGCGCACUGCAAUUUACAGUUCUCGUAAUCACCGCUGGGGCCGUAAUUGAUGCGGUGGUGGCUUGUCGGUCCGAGUCCGAGUCGUUAAUGGCCGCGAUUUAGUCAUCCGUGCGGGAUGCUGGUGUGACGAUUGCUCGGCAAACUGGCUCACUGUCACCGUGACGAUUGCUCGCCCGCGCCCUCCCCACGUGACUGAUUCUCCUGCCCAGGGAAAAUCGCAGUACGCUAUAGGGUACCGGGAGGUCAUUGUGCUUGUUGAUGGAUUGCGGGCCUGAGAACCAUGACUCGAGCAGCUCGCGGCUCACGCGGUUUUCACCCCUUGCGAGCAUUUCGGCCUCUUGAUAAAUGACUACUUAAGUAGUGUACACCUUUCACAUCGACUCAGCGCACGGUCUUCUCCAUAAAUAGUCUGAUGUGCCCUUAAGCUGUCACGGUACGUUGAAGUUUGUGGCUGACAGCUGACGGACUAGCUCGCUCCUCUCAUGGUGGACAGUCAGGUUGCUAUGGCACCCUCUUUGCCUGGCCGCUAUGGCACUCCCGCCCAAUUGGGAUCUGCACUGCCCCCCUUCCCCCCUGUGCGAAAGCCUGGUCUAGUGUGCGCUGACCAGGCGUGUGCGACACGCGCAGAAGACCUGUUUAACUUUCUCAGUCACUGUGUCAGAUCAAACCUCCGGCCUUAUUUACCCUGUCUUGUCACCGGACCCAUGUGGCUGAAGGAGUAGAGAACAUGGUAGAUGCUGCACAAGUCAACCGUCAGUAUAAACUAAUUCACGCCCAAGUCACCGGCCCUCCUCCCACCAUGCCGCAGAACAUACGGUGGAGAUCGUCGUUCAUGAAAGUCUAGAUGUCAGUAUCGCUGAGAAGGCGGCAUUUCGUUGAGAAAACCAUAUCCGUGGCUUUAUGCUCGGAGUUACGAACACGGCUGCCCAUCUUUGAAGACUGGAGAGUCUUGUAGCUGCUCAUCACGCCCCACUGUGUUCUGCAGACCCGAGAUAGCAAACACUGCCUCAUGUCGCCCAAACCACCGUCCAAGCCUAACGGCAACAAGAUGCACAGAGAGUGCGGCCUUGACCGCAGCCGUUAAAUUAAUCGGCAAACGCCAUUUUUCCCUGUGUGCGGCUGCGAAUCUGUAGAUCGGCUGGUUUACCUUUACAGAUAUUUUUUUUUAUCAACUUUGGUAUAUGUGGAAGAAAGUGCGCCUGCUCAUUUACACGGAAAUCGUACGCCCAACAAAGGUCACGGGGUCGCCACAUGACAGCAUAUGGUGCUAUAAGUCGUGGCUUUGAAAGUUGCCAACUGCCAGGCUUGUCCGAUCAUGCUAAGGACUGAGAGUCAGGUUGCCGUGGCCCCUUCUUAGUGUGACCUGUAUGGCCUUAUGACCUAAGUGAGAUCAGGGUCGCCAGAGAGCCAAUCGUUGUUCACAAGGCCAUUCUGCAGCCAUCAGUCGUGAAGGCUACUGAGUGCAGCGGUUAGUCAGAGGUCAGUUGCCGCCACUUUAAUGCUCAGAAAUAAGUCGAACACCAGUCGAACUGCACUGCCAUCCGCAGGAUGAUAGAAGGACCUGUAAAAAAAGAAUUCAACAGAUAUCUCAUAUGAAAAGCAAAGUAGUCGACCCAGUCUGCGACACCUACUUUUCAGCCUGGCAAAGAAUGUUUUGACGAAUUCUCCCAUAGGACAUUGGUAAAAAAAUUAUUUACUUGAAGUGCGGGGAAAAGGUAUGAGAUCCAGGCAGCGGUAACAAACAUGCCGGACUACAAUCCUGGCAAGAAGGAAAAUCAUGAAGUCCGCGUGCAAGUUGAAAGCUGGCGGAGGGAGCACCCGGGUUUGAACCGGGGACCUCUCGAUCUGCAGUCGAAUGCUCUACCACUGAGCUAUGCUCCCGUCCGCAAGGGUAUUUUUAGCCUCGCUAUGCUGGUGAACUCAUCGUUACUGCGAAGUUCGGCAACAUGCGAUUGCUAGCAAUCAGUUCGUCAAUCCGCUCUGCGCGUACACAUCGAGGAAAUAGUGUUUUUUGAAAAAGAAUUUAAGAUAUGACGUCCAAAACAGACCGAGCUGCAGAUAUUUUGGACACAGAAGAUGCUGCAAGAGUACGGAUUGUGAAAUCCGAGGGGAAGUUAAAAGCAGUCGAAGGGAGCACCCGGGUUUGAACCGGGGACCUCUCGAUCUGCAGUCGAAUGCUCUACCACUGAGCUAUGCUCCCGUCUGCAAUGGCACUUCUGACUUCGACAUGUUGACAAAGCCCUCGCUACUGCGCAGUUUGGCAGCAUUCAGUGACCAACAUUCCACUCGUCGGUCACUAUUCUUUCGCUGGAAUUUGAACGCACUUUUGCUUGCAACAGAACCCACGUUGCUGAUCUCUGUCCACCUAAGAUGAGCCAAGACUAUUUGAAUGUCAUACAUUUCGAUAACUCGUUAAUCAGCCGGCACAGGUUUCUAAUCGUACAGCAUGCGCAGUGUUUGAGGUAAAUAGAGGAGUAAAAUGACAAAGUCUUGGUCAGAAGACAGGUGGUUUAAAAUGGCGAUCACCAUUUGAGAGGGCCAGAACGGUGGAAGAGUAACCUAAAGAAAAGGAAAGGGACAGGCGAAUGGCCUGUGACUCAAGUAGGAUAAAGCAUCAUACAGCCAGGUCAACCACUGAAAGCACAUGCGGCAAUUACAACGACAAUUGCAAAAUGUAACUAUACAGCUGUGCUGAAGGAAACCUCAAAAAUGGCUUUUUCGUUUUGAUACUUCUGCCAUUAUGAAGUUGAAAUAAGAAGGAAUACAGAUGGAAAAGAUGGCUUAAAACAUUCGCAAGAAAAACGUAAUGGAUACAAAAACAGUCGUGCCGAUAUUGAUGCCCAUAGUAGCGGCAAGAUAUGUAACCGUAUGGAUAUGCAUAAAAUGUGGCAAGAAUGCGAAUUGUGGAAUCCGAGCGCAAGUUAAAAUCGGCGGAGGGAGCACCCGGGUUCGAACCGGGGAUCUCUCGAUCUGCAGUCGAAUGCUCUACAACUGAGCUAUGCUCCUGUCUGCAACACCACUCUUAGCCCCGUCCAUACCAACGAACUCAUCAGUACUGCGCAGUUUUGCAGCAUGCGAUGACCAGCAUUCCAUUUGCAACCAGUCCUAGUUUAGCGCCACAAGUAAAACUUCCGCCUCCCACAUUUCCACUGCCAGGGAAUACCUAGAUUAGAACUAUGAGUACAUAUUCGGGGGGAAAAGGCAAGAGAGGGGUUACUGAGGAGAAUGGGGGCGUUCUGUUCAGUUGAGAAAGGAGAUUCGAUUUUUUUCAGCGUUGCCAUAUGCCAAAUAGAACAGUCGGCCCAGUGUGAUCCAUUUACUUGCCUCGUUAACUGUGAUUGUUUUAAAGACGCCUUAUAAACCGUGCAUACUUGAAAAAGCACCUGCCAAACGGGCUGAAGCUUUCCUUCACAAAACCCAGCACUAACAAACAUGUCAAUUGAAAUUUCGGUGAGAUGUGUGACUGUAUGGAGAUACGGGAAAUGCAGCAAGAAGGCGAAUUAGGAAAUACGAGAGGAAGUUAAAGCGGGCGAAGAGAGCAUCCGGGUUUGAACGGGGGACCUCGCGAUCUGCAGUCGAAUGCUCUACCACUGAGCUACGCUGCCGUCAGCAACGCCCCUCUUAACCUCACUAUGCUAAAAUAUUCGCAAGAAAAACCUUAUGGGUACAAAACGGUCGUGACUAUAUCGAUGCCCAUUAUAGUAGCAAGACAUGUAACUAUAUGGAGAUACAUAAAGUGUGCCAACAAUUCGAAUUGUGAAAUUCGAGAUGAAGUUAAAAGCGGGCGGAGGGAACACCCGGGUUUGAACCGAGGACCUCUCGAUCUGCAGUCGAAUGCUCUACCACUGAGCUAUGCUCCCGUCUGCAAUGGCACUUCUGACUUCGAUAUGUUGACAAAGCCCUCGCUACUGCGCAGUUUAUCAGCAUGUGAGGGCCAGAACUCCAUUCUCAGUGCGUUCUACGAGUGCUACUGGAAUAAAUAGUCUUUGUUAAGUAUCUGCAGACACGGUCACCAGAGCUUGCAGCGCUACAGAUGUCAUGGACGAAAAGGAGACUUAGACUGGCUUGCGGCAAACGUUCAUGAACUAGUGCGGAGGCCCAUGAGCCCGUAAAUACUGCCGUACACAUGUGUUGCACGCCUAAGUCGAAGGUACUUCGUCCAAUCUCAGUGGAUUGGUGCGUGGUAGAAGGAAGAUAGAUUGAGACCGACUGUGGGGAAUCCAUUCUCACUUCUUAUCAACGUAUUCCUCACCACUAAGAAAUCUGAUAUGUUUGGGCGUGUCACAACGCGCUACUUCUCGUGUAUUUGAUGAUCAUCAACUCGGCCCUUCCCAGGACUGAGAGUCACACUUCUUGAUGUGGUCUUAAGAGCACUCCUACGCGUUUUGGGUCUGAGUCGCCCUCACAAACGUCCGGGUCGUGUAUGGAACGCGUAGGAGGGCUGUUAGGCUUUGUCAGCCACUGCGUCCGAACCUGCCUCCAGUAGUCCUGACAUAAGCGGACGAGGGAGGAGAGAAUCAGAAGAAGGAGAUACGAUCACUGGAACAGGGAGUUCGUCGGCCUGACGUUUCGAAUUCUCAUUCGAACCCAUCAUCAGAGAGAGAGAGAGAGUCGCAGACCCUUAUCUGCGCAAUUCGCCUGUGUUGCACCCACCCCAAUGGACACGCGGUGGAAGUCACCACUUGCGACGGCCACUUAUUGUUUUCGAUCCACGCUCUGGUCCGUGGCUCAUCAGCAUGCACGAUGAUGCCUUCCUCUGUACUAAACUUUUUCCUGGCCAGUACAAUCGGCCACACGAGGAACACGCUGUUGAAAAGUGCUUUCAGGUGAUAUAAACGAACAGGCGAGUUCCAGGAAGCAGUUCAAAAUAAUAAUAAUAAUAAUAAUAAUAAUAAUAAGAAGAAGAAGAAGAAGAAGAUGAUGAUGAUGAUGAUGACGACGAUGAUGAUGAUGGUGGUGGUGAUGAUGAUGAUGAUGGUGGUGGUGGUGGUGGUGAUGAUGAUGAUGAUGAUGAUGAUGAUGAUGAUGAUGAUGAUGAUGAUGAUGAUGAUGAUGAUGAUGAUGAUGAUGAUGAUGAUGAUGAUGAUGAUGAUGAUGAUGAUGAUGAUGAUGAUGAUGAUGAUGAUGAUGAUGAUGAUGAUGAUGAUGCGAUCACCGUAAUAAGAAGCUUAUUGGCCUGACGUUUCAGAUUCUCACUCAACCCCCCAUCAGAGAUGGUCGCUCUGGUAAUGGGUUCGAGUGAGAAUCCGAAACGUCAGGGCAGCAAACUUCUCGCUCCAGUGAUCGCAUCUUCUUCUUCUUCUGAAGUGCUUUCACUGGCAGUGUUGGUUAAACAAAUUAUCGAGUAAUUGUCUGGCCCAUCAUCAUCAUCAUCAUCAUCAUCAUCAGGUACUAAAUCGCGUCCACUGCAGUCUCGUAUGCGGGCAAACAGCCCAUAAUCACACUGUUAAUACCGGCGGGUUUGUAGUGACAGGGUUACUGUGUCCUUCAAACUCUGAACCCAGGUAAACUUCCCCUCAUCUUUAUCUUCUGCCAUUUCUGGUGAUGGUUCGGGAGGGAAUCCGAAACAUCGGGCGAGAGCAGUGCUUGUUCUUCACGUUUUACUCUUAUACGACACCGUCUGGCGCCCUCUGCAGGGCUGAGGGAUAAACAGUGGAAGUAGGACAGACGCGGUGAAUGAAAGUCGUUACCAGAGCUUUACAGUGCGAAACCGCAGACCAGCGAGUAAUCACAAGUGCAGAAGCAGGAAUGCAUCGGGAUUUGGUAAUCCUCGCUCUCAAAAGUGCAAAUUUUAAUCGAUGGGUAGUGUUCGUGAGCAGCGCAAAGCAGUAAGUACACCAAGACAAGAGCCACUGCCCCACCGACGGGGAUUGGUUAGCAUGCCAGGGAAGACAGCCUACGCUCUGCGUCACGAGUCGACAAGGCUGCCUGUGGAGUUUCAAAGUUGGUGGAACAUUUGAUGAACUUCAGUCCUCAGCAGGGAAUCACCAUGGCCUUAGUUUACUUAGAAGGCUCAAAAAGUAUACAAUUUUUUUCCUUCGUAGAAACAUACACUACCAUCCAGCUAUUAGACGAGACAGAGGGAGAGAAGUCAUUCUCAGUUGCCCUGGUUUAAUUAAAUGGCGGAACAAAAUCUCUGACAGUAGACAUUUGGACAAAAUGCCUGUGACAAGAUUAUGAAGUCUAAAUGAAUAUUGGUGGGUUUGGAUGGCCACAUCUCACGUACGUCGGCCAGGAAGAUGCUAAAUGUAUUGUCGAGCGGACGCAGGACGAAAGAGCACCAAAACGACGCCUAGCAAACACUCAACUGUCCCUUAACUGUCCGCGGAUACUCGAAACCGAUGACAUGCCUGAGACCAGUCAUGCAUGAGAACCCCUGGGUCAGUGGUGGCAACCGCUUUUGUAGGCUCGUGGGUCGAGGGAUGGUGUCCCAGUGGUUUAGAUUGUGGAUUCAGGGGGAAGGUGCGCUUAAAUGGGCGCAUGACUAGUUGGGAGUGCGUGGACGCAGUGUUUCCCAGCUGAAGUUGGUUGAGUGGUUUCAGGUCAGCGCGUCUGGAAUGGCGUGCUGCAAGGGCUGAAUGACCAUGAGGCAGCGAGGCCUUGGAUAAGGACGCCAGACUGGCCAUCAUGGCUGCCCGUAACAGGGGAGUUGAGAAGGAGAGAGUGCGGCAGAUGCUGCGCAAGUCCACACUCACUAUAAAACAUAUAACGCACAAUUCACCGUGACGUUUCAUCUUGCCGUGGAUCACACGGUGGACAUCGUCGGGCACGACGGUCGAGCUGUUGAUUGCGUAGGCAGCAGAGAGGACUGAAAAUUGUCAUGGCCCACCACGGAUGGAGUACCUGCUGGGACGACUGUCGAAGUGUCCGACCAGGGCAACUUAGACCGAACCCGGCGGCUGCAGUCAAAGGCGUGAUUUGAAAAGUUUGCAAUUGCGGUGGAUGUGAAGGUAUCUAAGCCUGAUCGUGCACACUAGUUGUCAGCCGGUUGGUAUGGCGACAGUUUUCGCAGGUGGAGUGUACCUGGUCUGGCUUACGGCACUGACCCUCCUUGCCUCGUAAGACAUCUCAGGCAACGCCGUAACAGCUACCAACAAAACGAUCCACCGGUCGCUGAAAUCCUAAACCCAAUCCGGCUAAUAUAACCACUGUCGGUUAGGGCGGGCAAACCAUCUCGGCCAACGCGCGGAUAGAGGAGAGGAUGCUGCCCAACGUAGCGCGCGCCUACUCUAUGCUUAUGUAAUUCACGUGCAGAUCGCCAGCACUAGAACCGUGAAGGCUGAUUUAGACAGGCCAAAAUAACUCCGUACUGUCACUGUGGAAGUCAGCAUAAACAAACAUAAUUGUGUGGGGUUAAGUUUGGUGCCGUAGUAUAAACAUGUGCAAGUGCCGCACUUAAACGUCCGACGGCGAUCGGUGAAAAAGAGGUGGAAAGUGAGCUGGCUGAGAUAUCAAAAAACGCGCCCUGGCAUUCAUACCUCAACUAACUCCUGUCUGGCGGCGUCCGAAUUUUUUGGUGAGUCAGGUGUCACCGCAUGUUUUUAACCCUUCCUGUUUAUAUGAAAAUGUGGGGGCUAACGUCUUCAGCUUCAUUGUUUCGGCCUAUGCCGCGAGUGAGAUCUGCUGGACUGUAUCUAGGGUAAUUUCUUAGAUCACACAUGGGGAGUUUACGAAGUCUAAAACACAGUUCAAACUACUGAUAAAGUUAUGAUCCAUUUCGGUAAAGUCAAAGGAGGAAGUUCCAGAUCACUAGCAAGAGUUCGUGCAUAAGAAACCUGGUCCCAUCCAAGCACUCAGACGGAUCUUUAAAAACCAGUCAGGUCAGCAGGUGGAAUUAGUAUAAAAUUAGAAGACACUACCGAUUAAGACGGCGGUGGCCGCCUCCGACUCAUCUGUCCUCAUCGGCCAGUUUCCACGGCGUAAAGAACCGAGGUUAGCUGGUCAAUAAGUCAAGCCUCUUACCAACUGAGGUACUGGCGUGAGUCGGGAGACGGGGUAUAAUAGUCACACCCCGACCUACAGCAGUGAAUGCGGCCAUACCGUUUCCCUUUUGAACUCAGUUCUAGAACCCACGCCGGUGAUCGGAGGGAAACAGGAAGUCAAUAAUGUAUAGUUAUGAGGGAUUAGGACAAGAGGCAUUUGGGUGGCUGGGAAAGGGAUCUAAAGACGCAUGUAAGCGAGAAAUUCUUACAACAAUCUUCCUCUCCGUUGUCAUUAAUGCACCUCGGUUAAUGGCUAGUGUUCAACUCGCAAAUGCUUGUGAGUGUUCAAAACCGUUUACUCCUUUACCAUUUAAAUAGACCUGAGAACAGAAUUCCUGUGUGAAAUCUGCAUUAGCAAUAAUUUAGUUUUGGCACCAAUUGACGAACAUCGCCAGGGAAGUAUCGACGGGGCGGGCGCUCAAGCCGCGACAGAUUAGUUGACAAAAGAAGGCUUUGACGGCUGGACGGCCGCAAAAGGACAGCUUUCAUCGCGUGCCGCGCAAAAGUGGCGUUGCACUAGUGACCUAAUGAGGAAGACUUGCGUCGCGCCUACCACACUCUCACUUCCUUCACCCAUCUUGUCCGACGGUUAGACCUUGGUAAGACGAUCGGAGGUGAGCGUGGACGCAGGGGCUAACAAAGCUAACCCGCCCGCCUACGCGUGCCGCACGCAACCUCGUCGUAAGGGCGGCUCGGAUUUCAUACCAGUGAAAUUUCCAGACAGGCCACACAGACACUGUUCAUUAUACCACGGAACUCCCUUAGGGCUCGAACACAGACAUUCUGACAAGGUGGCGAGUGAAUGCACCGACUAACGACGACAGUCUGUCUUGAUUGCAGUCAAAAUGCCAAGCCAGAAAUAGGCUUCUACUGAGGAUUAUCAUUUUCCUUGAAGGUACCUAUGGCACAGGAAAUGUAGCAUGUAUGAUUGUUAUAGUCUCUGUAAGUAAUAAUAAAAUAAACGCUCCAUUUUGUGGUCCGUAGAAAAGAGAUCUGGCCUGAUAAUGCUAAAAAGUCCACUUUGCCAGUCCAGCAAGCUUGUCUGCGAAAAGUAGGAGACAUGAGCGGCUUUUCAGAGACACAAAGGAAGGCAUAAAUGUCCAAAAACGGCUCUGCGAAGACCUGAUUAUAUGACUUUACACACCGCAACGGACUUCAAAAUUCUAAAGUUACGGGCUUCGAAGUCUUUCGCUCGUCGAGCAACCGAACGAAUCGCCCGGUAUCGCAGACCUACCCCCCAACUGCUGACUUCGAUGUAAAAACCCAAAAAUGAACAUUGUGACAAGUCACUCGAGCUCGGAGUCGAAGUCCAGAGUUCGGCCGUCGAACUUUCGUCAACAAGAUUGCGUCAACUGUCAGCGGAGGGGUGGGGGGGGGGAGGGGAGGGAGGCAGCUUCAUGCCGAAAUUUGAACAAAAGUGGUGACCGUGGGGGCGGUGCACUUUUGGUCGGACUAUGGGUAUCUGCCACUCGACUAGAUAGUUCUGCGUGACCUAGUGCACGACCUACGGCUGGCCACGCGUGCCAGGGCGACAUGCGGUUGUCACACUGCCGCAGGCAGUACACUGGUAGCGCUCAUCGCCUUCAUGAAAGCGCGCGUCACCAACUUAACCCGAUGUCAGCGCUUCUGAUAGAUUAAAAGCUGUCCGUUUUGCACGUGACUCAGUUUGGUGCAUGCAUACAAUAAAGCCGAGGACUUUAUCGAAGAAAGUGGACUGGCCUGCACAUGACCCUGCACGAGGUCGUCCUUUAAUGAUCACCACUCAGCAUUCGGUCAACUGAAGAAAUUCCCUCAUAUGGAAGACUGAGCGUUUCUGGUAUCUAACUACAGCUAUAGGGCAUUCGCAAAUGAACGCAGUUAACAAUUCGACCAAUCUGUUAUGACUAAUCCAAUUUCUAAUCGCAAUAUGGGCAGUCUCAAAAGGCCUUACCAGAUCAGUGAACUGCUCUGAGUCCUGAAGUAGUCCAUAGGCCAAAGUCGUUCCUUCCUUGUAUUAGGAUUUGAACUUUAAACACUAUUCAUUAGAAGCCAAUAAAAAUAUAGAACUCGAGGCCCGUAUGCAGUGAAGGUCGCCCUUUGGCGCAAAGAAUAAUUCGGUGAGAUGAGUGCCUAAACAGUGCUCAGGGAAUUACAUUAUAUGGGAUCUCGAAAUAGGAAAGUUUGCAAAGAAAAACUUUAUUGCGCUCUGCUGAUGAGUAUUUGGAGACUUCAGUUUUCCUCGGGCGACUCCAAAUAGUGAACGUUAAUAUUUUUUUUAGUGUCUACAGCCUUGCGCAGUAGGUUUUCGAGUUUGCAGUGCGGGUUGCUUCUGCUAAUGUCUCAACGAUUUUGAGUCACUGGGAGUGUUUUUUCGGCAGGGAUGGUUUUUCGGAAAAUUCAAUCUUCCCCAAGUGGAUGGCUUCAAGACUGUCAUUUCGUCAAAUACUCCUGAUGGACCUGAGAAGCUUCCAAGCAAAACCCCUUGAAGUCCGAGGACUGCAGUGGAUAAGUGCUGUUUUGCAUAAAGUAACAUCCGGCUCAGUGCCCUAUGGAUUGUCAAGUGAGACCAGUAAUUCGGUUCAUGCCUACGUUAUCUGCCCUAUCUCAUGCAAAGUUAGCCGAUAUUCUGAAGUGGGUUUUCGAUUAGAAAGAAUUACUCGGGAGAUGUUUUAAUGUUGAUUGUCAUGGGCCCCAAUCCCAAGACUUUCUGGUAACAUCAGGUGCUGGCUUUUGAAUGAGUUCCUUUUCGGCCGCCUGCACACACCAUUUUCGUUAAAAAAGCUACGUAAGCAGCCUGUAUUUCCCCCGUUGAGUUCCGAUGCCCUUAUAAACUCCUAUAUGCAUUAUAAAUAAAAUGCACAAAAAAUAUUUUCUCGCACUCAUUCGGAGGCAAAGUACGUCUGUGUCUACUUUUAUGAUGUUAAAAAGGUAUCUUUCGGUGUAAAAAAAUUUCCGAUCCUAAGGUUAUUUGGGACAGUGAAAUGUUUAUCUAUACAGCAGCAUAUCUGUCAGUUUAGCAAAGCUGCUUACGAAAUACAUGGCAUUGUCCAUAUUCAUCCUAAAACUAUAUGAGUCCUAUAUAAUGUCUUCUUAGAAGCUCAUCGAGUGCAUGUGUGAUCCGAGUCCGAGACUAUCACGGCGCACCAAGUGCCGUGGUUUGAGAGGUUGUUAAGUGACUCUCCAACUCAGUCCUCGCAGUCAGCCCAGUUGUGCUCGCGUGUUGUGGACUGAGAGUCAGGCCACAGUGGCCCCCUCUUAAUGUGAUCUCUAUAGUACAGCCCUCUUUCCGUAGAAUCCGGGUCGGGGGUGGCGGCAGGCCUCGGCCGCACCGACCGUAGCUCUUGUUGCUGUUGGUUAAAAUCCUGGCCACAUGUUUGUUGUGCAGGAGGGGGUGUGGUGGUACGCCUAGGCGCGGGCCCAGCUGCACCAACCAUCUGCGCCCUCUCCAGCUUUCGGCCUUCUUCACUAUGUCUCCACAUCAGACUCAGGUGGGGAAGGAGGAGAGAGUGCGGUAGAUGCAUCGCAAGUCCACUAUCAUAAAAGAAAUCGCUCGUACAUCAUUGUGCCUGCACACACCCUGCUGUGGAGCACACGGUGGACGGUCACGACGGUCGAACUGUUGCUAUCGCGCGACGCACAUAUGAGGUUGCGCUGCAGAUCCGCUGGGCAAAAAGUGUGAUCUGACUUGCUCAUGGUACGCUUUCAUCGGUCUGUGCUGAGAUCGCACGAGUCCAUAACCUUGGUUCCAGGCUUUAGACGUAGGCAUUCACGCUGCGUCAGUUACCGCGCUCAAUCUUAGCACGAGCGGGUUGACAGUCGAAUAGUGCAUGAGCGAGGAAAGAGUAGGUGAGGUCGGUUGUCUGGGAUUUAACCCCAUGGCAAAUCAGUGCAUUCCUCACUGUACUAAGUCUGAAGCGCUUGAACAUAUAAUGACGUACUAUCCAGAAAAUCUCACCCGCGGCAUAGGUUGAAACAAUGCAGCUGGAGACGAUAGCCCCCACAUUUUCGCAUAAACAGGAAGGGUUGAACACGUGCUGUGACAUCUGACUCGCCAAAAAACACGGACGCUGUCAGGCAGGAGUUUGUUGAGGUAUGAAUGCCGAGGCGCGCUUUUUUAAUAUCUCAGGCACCUCAAUUUCCGCCUCUUUUUUCACCGAUCCCCAUCGUACGUUCAAGCGCGGUACUUGCACAUGUUUAUGCUACGGCAUCAAAAUUAACCCCACACACAAUUAUGUUUGUUUAUGCUGACUUCCACAGUGACAGUGCGGAGUUAGUGUGCGUGCAAUCAACCGCAUGGACAAGCUGUCUUUGGUCUAUGGCCACAUACGAGAAAUGAAUCAGGAUUUUGCCUUUGAGAAAGCGAGGGUGAUUCGUCGAGCCAAUGAGAAGAUGGCCAGACUGGUGCUCGAAAGUUGGUCCUCGAGUGGCACACUCAACCGAGCUAUAGAUCUACAUCCCACCUACCAGGCGCUGCGUGCAAGGCUCGGAUCAGUCCGGACAGGACCAGUAAGGCAAGCGAGCACGUGGGACCGAGAGUCGACGCUCACGGAAAAGAGCGGAAUUGGGGGCCAGCGGUCAUGUGACCAAAGCCGAACACUGUAUCACCGAUGCGCCCGCGAAGCUGAAUGCUGCUCACAUGAACGGCAACGACCCAUCAGUCCACCGGCUGACGUAGGAGAGGCCAACCGGCACGUUGAUUUGACUACAAUUACGCCGACCCCAAAGGGAAGAAAGGUCACGCAGGCCUGUCAGCGGUCAGACCCGGGGAGGUCUGAGCCAGUCAGUGGCAAGCAGGUAGGUCAAAGUUCGUGCGUCCAGCACGGCUAUAAUACGAGGCAAGCGGCAAGACUGAACAACUCAAGACCGGCAGGAGCAUCAAGUACGUUACUCGGAUGAUGGAAACGAGGAAGUUUGCGAAACGUCAGUUCGAAUACAAUAUGGUCCAUGAAUUCGUCGUCUCUUCUUCUUCGUCUUCUUUGGGAGACGAUGAAUGCGAUACAAUGUCUGGACCUCGAAUCUUUACAAAUAUCGAUAAGUAUACAUAUAUACAUAUAUGCACAAUAUUAUUACUGACAAAGACAAGGGAGACUGGAAUGGCCAUUUUUAGCUUAUUAGCCAUCGUCAGCCAGUCAUACCCGACCCCGAAGUGUGAAACACCUGGAGCUCUAUCCCGCGACCUGUAAGUUAGAAGUCCAACGCCUCUUACAUACACGUACAUAUAAAUUAAUCUUUAUUCUCUAUGACAGGCACUCUUUAGCACCCGUUAACAACUGUUUGUGCCUUUAACUGAGCAUGGACCGAUUCGACCAAAUUCGCCUUAUGGAUUUCCGUUCUGAGCAGACAAUGACAGUCAGUGCCAAAUUCUCAAUCGGAAUUUCUGGUGCCAUCUCAAGUACGCGGCAGUGUGUUGUUUAAAGUGCGUAUUCGGUAAGGCUUGGGGUGAUAAAAAAUCGAUCGAUAUACUAUUAAAGUGCGAGCAGCUGAGCUGGGUGUGCAUUAAGACGCCAGUGUGUCAGGCCAAAGGCGGGAAAGUAGUUUGAUGUGCGGGUCAUUUCAACCAACAAGGUCUAACUUUAAAUGCUGCGCCUUGGAGCGCAAAUAAAUGGAUUGUGAAAAGUUGUUUCGAUAAGUUAGAAGUCGUAAUUGCGCAUUUGGAAUUUUGUUAAGUAAUUUCAAUAGGUCUAAGGUAAGACGUAUACGACAAAUCUACCUGUCUUUCAUCUAUAUGAAGGCCAAGAAGCUUAAGGCGUGAGAAAGAAAAAGUACCUGGGUGACCCGUCUCACUGUUCAGUCUCCGACCCGAAGCCCUACUCAUUUCCAUUUAAAACUUAAGGGCUAGUCAUCAGAAUGCUCUGCGGCAACGCCCACAUUGGUGGCUUCAAGCUAGGCGCACCAGGUUUCGACUGUCGCAGAGCAUCCUUUAGAAAAACGAAGCUCACUUUGUUAGAGACCAUAGUGGGUUGGUUAGCCAUGGAACUAGCAAGCCCACGUACUGUAAGUGGCCUUACCGGAGUAUGUUUAUCGACAAUGCGCCGAUUCUUAAAUCACAAGUCAAGGAAAACAGAGUUUGAACAAAUUCUUCUGCUGCGGGUACGGGCAGCAAGUCGAAUAUUCCCUUCGGAUGACAGCCACUGUGGUUCCUAGUCCGCGGCGCGAGACGGUUGUAUGCGCCUAAGCGCUCUCCUACCGCAGCCAAUCAGCGACGGACUCGGCGUCGAUUGACCUCGAGCUCUCGACAAGCCGGCGCGAACUCUCAUGCGGUUCAACACAUCGACUGACAGGGAGCGUGGUGUGGACUGAAGGCUGCAUGAGUAAACGACCGCGCCGGCAACUGCAGGAACAGACUGCCACAGCCCUGCCCUAAAUUCCAGGGAGUAUCUACUUCCGUGUCCUAACUUGGACCCUACACCAAACCCCAUCCCCAAUCCCCAUGGAAUUCGGCGCAAGACAUCCUCUAAGAGAGGGGGGAUACUUAUUCCUUUACCCAACCAGAAAUUCCUCCGACCAGGAUACAGAGUGAAACCCAUGAAACUUUAGCUGCAAUUUUAAAGUAUGGUUUCAGAAAGAAAGGAAUGCAUGACUGAGGUCGGCAUGCAGCAUUGUCACGAAGUAUUUUAUGCAAACCAGGUCGCUGGCUUUUAUUUGAGCCUUUCCAAAGCCACGAGCACAAAUCGCCAACAAAUAAGAACUGAAGUAGUAUGCAUGUCUCCAUUUAGUUUCUAUGAACAGCAAUUCAUUUCUUCCACAAAUGUUGAUGAAAAUUGUGUCUUCGUACUAUUUACUCGAGGAAAGGACCUCUGUAAAUUGUAAUACUCACCGAUUUUGUGCAUAUUGAAAGACCACUAUGACUUUUCAUGUGCCAUAACAUCUGCAUGUAAAUGACGACUGCUAUACCUGGUGCCAAAUUUUAGCACCAAUAGGUACCUCCCUCCACUGGUGCAAAUGCACUAUUUUGCGUAAAUGAAAGUCACAUGGAUAGAAAUGCUGAAACCCCAUGCGCAGACAUGACAGUCCAAUCAUCUUGGCUGACGAUGUCUACCGUUCAGAAGACGAAGAUGCGAUCACUGGAACAAGAAAUUUUUUGGUCGACGUUUCGGAUUCUCACUCGAAUCCAUCAUCAAUGACAGUCGCAAAUAAAGGUGGUGGUGGCACAGGAGUGCAGUAUUUAUAGCACGUGGCUGCCGUGGGACCGUAUGCGCACUGCAAUUAACAGCUCUCGCAGUCACCGCUGGAGUCGUGAUUGAUUCGGUGGUGGCUUGUCAGUCCGAGUCCGAGUCGUUAAUGGCCGUGAUUCCGUCAUCCGUGCUGGAUGCUGUUGUGACGAUUGCUCGGCUAAUUGGCUCACUGUCACUGUGAUAAUUGCUCGCCCGCGCCCUCCCCACGUGACUGAUUCCCCUGCCCAGGGAAAAUUUCAGCACGGAAUAGGGUACCGGGUGGUCAUUGUGCUUGUUGAUGAAUUGCGGGCCUGAGAACCAUGACUCAAGCAGCUCGCGGCUCACGCGGUUGCACCCCUUGCGAGGAUUUCGGCCUCUUGAAAUUUGAAAAUAUGACCGGGUCCCGUCGAGUGUGCCGCCACCUGAGAGCUAGCUUCGCCCCGCCUCACUGCUGCUGCGUGCUCGGCAGUUCGCGUACGGAGUAAUCUCCCAGUUUCUCCGACAUAGUUGCUUUGUUCGCACCUACACCCAGAUCCGGUAAACGACUCCAGACGUUUCUUGCCGUGGCAGCGGGUCUUUUGGCCUCGUGACUUGGCGCCUAAUGGUUGCUUCCGGCCUGUGUGCAACCCCAACUCCAAGUGGAGUGAGAAGACGACUGACGGCUUCCAAGACGUUCUUCACGUACGGAAGAGCCCGCCAAAAUUUGGGGCCGGUUGGAUUUGGUCUCUGGUGUCCUUUUCGUAUGCACUGGUUGACAAAGUUGCGCGGAUAACCAUUGGCUCUCAUUACCCGUCGAAGAUAUUGUAAUUCAGCAACCUUGUCUUCCAUUUCACUGCAGUGCGUCUCAACGCGCCGGUUUAGCGCCCUUUCGCAACUGCGUUUGUGACUGAUUGGGUGGUUGCUAUUGAAGUUCAGUAUUUGCGUCGUGUUUGUCGCUCUCCUGAACACUUUGGUUUUUAGACCACCACAAUCUUUGCGGCAAACGAGGACAUUGAGGAAGGCCAGCUGGUUGUUUUCCUCCUCCUCCGUCGUAAAUUGAAUGUCCGGGAAAACGGCGUUGAGAUGUUCUUUGAGUGUCAGCACCUGGUCCUGUUUGACGACGACGAAGGUGUCAUCCACAUACCGAGCCCAGAAUUUUGGUCUGUGCUGUCGGAAGACGUCGGCUGGUGUCAGCUGGAGUCGCCGGUUUUCCGACAGCACAGACCGAAAUUCUGGGCUCGGUAUGUGGAUGACACCUUCGUCGUCAUCAAACGGGGUCAGGUGCUGACAUUCAAAGAACAUCUUAACGCCGUCUUCCCGGACAAGGAGGAAAACAACCAGCUGGACUUUCCUGGAUGUCCUCGUUUGCCACAAAGGUUGUGACGACGUCUUCCGUGUGGUCCAAGGCAGGGUGAGUACAGGGACGGCGACCUGCGUGUGAACUAGUUCAUAGUAAUGGCGGACUUGCGCUGCAUCUACUGAACUCUCACCUCCCCCACCCUGACUCGAUCGCCCACGUGAAAUCGACCGCCCUAAUGGAGAAUCAGCGUAUAAACUUCAAGAUAAGAGGAGUUGUAUGCUAGCAGUCAAACUCCAUGACAAAGUGUGGCGUUCAGAAUUAUGAGCGUCGGGCAACGGGUAUGACAAGGAAGACAGUGCGAGAGCAGCAGAAGGGGAGGAGGAGGAGGAGGGGGGGGGGGGAAGGCAAACUUACAGAUGACAAAAAUCGGCAGGCAUCCACAGUUUCCUUUCGGAGUAAAACAUAAUGAUUCAUAACACAUUCUGCGCCAAAAUUAUGUGACCACUUGUUUGAUCAAAAUUGCGUCAGGCUUGCUUAGAUUGGCCUGUUUUUACAUUGGUGAAUAAGAGGCGACAACCGUUAGUGCGAACAGAAUUUUAUGCCCAAAUAGCUCACUACAAGGUCAGGUAAUGAGAAUGGUUGCAAAAGGGCUGUUCCAUUAUUAUAAUGUCACUAAUAUUGUGUUGGCAAAAUAAGAAUAUAUAGUCUCCAUUUCGAUACAUGAUUUCAGCGCAAUGUUUAUCUGUGCCAUCAACUAAACUUUCAACUUUUACUUUAUUUAAAGCAUCCCAUGAUCGCUGAUCCUUCGAUCAGUCAACCGGUUAGUUCGAUCGUUGCAGUAAACCUACAAGGGUAAUAGUCUCCAUAGAUUCCCAACUGGGUUAUAAUUAGUGGCUCAGAGAUGGCCAGACCAGUGUAAAAAUUUGGUUGCAUCUUAGCCACUCAUUCAUCUUUUGGGUGGCAUUUAUACUACAAUCUUCUUAUUGAAGCAUCCGACGUUCGCAGCUACAUUGGCACAUAGAAGAUAACAGAUGAGCAGGUUUCUGAAUGGAUGACUGGAUAGACUACUUUUUCUGUAAAAACGCCAAUCUCAACUUGUUGCGCGGAAUGAGGGUCCCUCAGAUUAGCAAACCGCCACCUCUAAAUAACUGUCUGCUGUAGGGACUGGGCUCCUUCCGCAGGCCAUGUCAGUACUAUUUACAACCGUCCGAAGUGUCCAGGGUAAGCGUCUUUCAUUGGAGAAAACUACAUCAUACCACUGAUCCGUCCUGGUGACCUGAUCUUCUACCCAACGCCUUAGCUGUUCCCAGUGGUGAUUCGUCAGCAGCGAUUUUCUACGAAGCUUCCUGUAUGCAAACAGUAACGGAUUCCUUAUAGUACUGGAAACUGGACUCCGUGAAAAUUCCAAACGCCACAUCUCGCUCGAUGGAACAUGUGCUGCUGCUUCUGAGAGAUAACGUACAUAGUACUGCUCUUUUUCUCUAUAUGUGCAGAUCCUUCUUUCUCUCUCCAGCUCGGUUUUCCCUCACAAGUUUCAUGAGCCACGAUCUUUGCGGCCUUCGAUCUCUUCAGAUGUUCUCCGAUGUUUCUACUUUUAACAGCCAUUGUACAGAACACAGAAGUCUCGCGUCGCAAAAAGUCCGCCACUUGCACUCUUCGAGAAAUUAGUAAAAGACGAUAAAUGACUAGUGUUAGUCGAUUUCGGGAAAUAAUUCAUUUGUGAUUGAUGCUCAACGCACUGUCCUAACCCCAAUGGCAAGUGGUGAUGGCCAUUUCUACGUAGACAUAGCGCAACGUCACAUUUCUGAACCAGAAGCGAAGAAACGCUGGAAUUUUAGGUUGUAUUGUAAUCAUGAGGCGGAUUGCCAAAAAACCUCAUUUUAGCAGUAGGUCGAUGAACAGGAAAAUAGUAGCAACUAAUUAUACAGCAACAUAACUGAUGUACUGAGUAGUAAGCAGUCACUCCAAUGAUUUGAUCAAACUUCAACCUAAUUUAUAAACCUCAUUUUUUGGACCACAUAUUUUCGAGCGUGAGAUUACAACGAGCGGCGGCCGGCGUCACAGCCCUCGACAGAAUUUUCUCCCAUGCUAGUUUUACUACAUGAUGCUGGACGUAAAACAGACGUGAUGCGUUUUUAUUGAAGUGUUAGACCAGAUACAUUGCUCCACAAUAACUGUUUGCUGGAUAUCAUGAUAAACAGACUUUGGUCAGAAGUAAGAAUGCUAGGAUCAUAGUGUCGUACUCGAUAUUAUCGUCAGCAAUUGCAUGGAUGAUAGUUAGUUGGCAACUGUCCGCAGAAAAACCACAAAGCGGUAGGAGCCCAGUUCCUGCAGUAACCAACUGGCUUUGCAACGCGGCAGCUGUGUACGGACAGCUUCUAGUCUGACUUUACUUCCCCUGGAAGAAUGGAGGCUGCGUUCGCUCUCAUCCGGCAGCUCUUCCGCAAGAACGAAUAUGCGUGCAGUUUUGCCUGAAUGUAUAGAUUCGAACCCUCUGGAAAAGAAAUGAACUCAUACGGAAGUAAAUCGAGGUUUAGUGCACUUUUGUCGGCAUAAUCGAUGGCCGUGAAUAGAUGAACUACGUUCCUCAGCCCCUGAGUGAAAGAAUGGAGCAAAGGCUUAAGGUCAUAAUUCGGAGUCCAGUAACGCAGAGUGGACAAGCCCUUUCGAUUAGUGAGAGAUCUGGGAUGUUUUGACUACAAGUUAAUGGGAGGAAUUGUGGCUACGUUACGUAAUUAGAAACAGGAGGGCGGACAGGUGAAUGCCUCUGGUAGGUCGCCGUUUUAAGGCUGAGCCGACUCUUCUUUUCACGCACGUUUGCAGUAACGCGUGACCGCCGCCUGGCCUGACGUAGCUCGUUGACUGAUCGAUAAUUAGCAUGGCAGUCACGCGCAUCUGACCGGACUCAGGCAUCCUGCUGUCACUGCUCGCUUCCGGGCGCCUCUUAGAUCCGCGUUAAUCAAUGUUGUCUUCUCAAGAUUGUCUGCGUGACUUCUAGCACAGGAACUUUCUUUUGCAUGGAAUGACUCUACACUGGAGCAUAUUUUGGCGGGGUGCGUUGUCGAUGCAGCGAAUUUACUUGUCUGAGUGUGUCUAGUGACCUCCUCCUGAGGAGCAGCAGAUGAAACAGCCGGCGCCAGGGGGGACAGGUUGGUGGUCUUACCGACACCUGUGUCGUUUUAUCUAUGGGCCCCACCGUAAGUGCGCCUUGGUGAUAGAUGUUUGACGAGGGUUACGGCGAAAAAUGUGCCUCCCGUAGAGCAGUUUAAACCAUGUUUUUACAAGCACACGCUGUCCCGAAAGUCUACCAUAUGUUAUUUUCACUCUCCACCUAUGCUGUAGUCAGGACAGCAAGCAUUGUUGAAGUAAAAAAAUGAGGAUGGUGGAGUCAUGGGAUCACUACUAUUCAGUUUCAAUUUCAGUUUAUUUGAGGGAAACAUAGGUGUUGAACCUUUGAACUCCCUAUUUGUUACAAGGAAGCGAAUUAAAUUAAAAAUUUGAAAAUGGAAACAUCAAACAGCUACAGAAGUUUUUUUCAGAUUGGCAAAGUUUUCGAAACCAGACGGAUAAACGAAUCGUUCCAAGUGUUAAAACAUUAACGUUACUAAAUGUGCUGUACAGUAGUCUGUCUGUGGAUAAUUGGCGCUAUCUCAGUUUCCGAGGGAGACGAAUUGAAUGCCAACACUCACAUUCAACGGACCUGGGACAACAAUACAAAAACGUUACUGAAGUACAGGCAGUAAUAAAAUAACAUCAUUAAACUGUUCGAACGAAAUGCUAAGACGAUGUCGGUCAGGUGACAUUAUGACGUUUAGUGGUACACUGGUCCAACUUGCGCUUAAAAGCCUCGACGGAGGUGAACACGACGACAUCUGCAGGCAGAGCAUUCCAAGCCCCGAUCACUCUGUUUGAAAAAAAGAACUUCCGAAUGUCCAGCCUGGCACCAGUCACACGUAGUUUAAGUGGAUGACCUCGGGGGUUCGUUGUGGUUGCUAACUCAACGAAUUCAGCAGGUAAGAGACAGCAGUCCUGGCCGCGCAUUACACGGAAUGUUUGCAUAAGGUCGCCUAGUUUACACGUCACGUCCGUGUGGCUGGUUGCAGUGAAGAGGGGGAUCCUGGUGGAGGGCUAGGCUCAGAGUUUCAUUCGUCAUUCGGGCAUUAUGUUGGGCCGGAUAACGUGUGCUCUGGCGCGCAAGCAUCUGGUCCUCACAUGGGCGUCUACCAUGACCUGCGUAAGUAUUAGUAAAUAUGCUUUGAAAAGCUGCACCGACGACGCACAGUGACAUUUGAGCUGCCAUUUCUGGCUUUGUCGCCACUGGCACCGAGCAGUACUCCGAUUCCAGUGCUUGCGCACCCGAGUUUUCAAAUAGGAUCCAGUGGAUCCUGGGAAAUUAAAUUUCAAAGUCUCCUUGACUGUAUAGACACGCAAAAUGCAAGUAACAGCUGUAGUGGACGUCAGAUUGUGGCUGUUAAAGUCAACCAUCUUUAGGAAUAAAUUACAACGAUGAAAACUCAGUUAUGAUGUAGUCUAUAUAAAGCUAACAAUACAAAUCUACUUACUGGACGAAUAACCAGAAUUAAGGCAAAUAUACCUCGCAAAACAGGCAUGUCAGCAACGCUUUCUGUACCGGUUACGGCAGCCCCAGAACGAAUAGUUAUAGAGCGAGAUGAAGACAGCCAGAAUGAAAGCCGAGAAACCCAAGAGAAAGAGAAACUAGGCCGUAAAAAGACCGAAGAAAUCAAACGGUUGCUUCCGGGAGAAAUCUCUGAAGAAACCGAAAUGGAGAUAUCGACGACCGUCCCUUCCAUCACGGUAUAUGUCUGUGUCCUAAAAACUUCAACUAUUCUCAGACAAGUUAGAGCUUUAUAGACCCAGUACGAUUGCGACGGCCAAGGGCAUCCGUUCACAGAGAGCGUCAGUCGCAGUGUUUUUUACGCGCAUGUGAGUGUCUGGGUUAGCAGGAGGGGGUGACUGUCUGAGUGUUGGUCGUGUGAUUGGACAAAUUAGGGGAGGAAUGGAGGGCGCAUAUUCACAAGACCUCAUGGGUACCAAGCCAGAGCGUUCGACGCGCGUGAUGUGAUACUAGUUUGUGAGGGCAGCCGGGAGUCACUGCAGCUGGACAGGGGGGGCCAAUUCUAGCCAGUGUGGAUGGUCGUAUGUCAGCGGCCUGUCAACGCUUGUCGCGAUCAUCGACCGUCAAAACGGAGCCGGAGAAAGGGGGCACUGGAACGGCUGCUACACGAUCAAUGGCACCGAUUCAUUCAUCGGAACCACAUAUUGCUUUUCUCAGUCUUCUCUGACAAGUGCUGCUUCCAAGCUUGUUAAAACAGCCGUCAAACAAACGAGCUGCGAAAGAACAGCUGCUCCGCCAUCACCAACAUAUAGUGCCAGAGCGUUACACUAGUUAGGGAAGGACAUAUCCAUAGAAAAUUAAAAAGAAGACGAAAAUACAAAUGUCCCAUUAUUCGGAGGUUCCCUGAAUCAAGUACAAACACUCCCAUGGAGCGGAUUUCGGAAGACCUAUCACUCUUCCAAGGUCGCUGUAUGAGGACAGCAGUCGGGUCUUCGCAAACAAUUACAGACCGGUCAGCCACGCUUCCAGUUGCUGCAAAAGUAUGGAAAAAACAAUUAAGUGACGAUUUAAGCAGUUGCUUGAAUAAAGCCAUCUGCUUUUUGAUUUCCAGCAUGGAUUCCGCAGAGGCAGAUCCUGUGUGACAGACUUGCUCUACUGUCUGGAACACUGGACUCGGGCCAUUAAUGGAAGGUAUAUCGCCUUCUGUGCGAGGCAAGCUUUUGAUGUGAACUCGAAGCUCCGAAGAAGCCGGACUGGAGACAUUGUCGGCGGUUCCGUCCAUUAUAUUAAAUGCCAUGUGUCCCAAAACCUUUGACGAUUCUCGAAAGAACUUUGAUGAGAUUCCGGCGAAGAUCUUGAAGGAACUCGGCGGUGAUUUGGCAAAGCCACUCCCUAUGCUCACUGAUCGUUUUUACGGAACUCGCUCGUCCCGUUGUGCUGUAGGGCUCUCUCUCUCGGAUCAAACCGGCAGCCGCACAGCGAUGCAUGAUAUAGGCAACCUCGCGGGAUCGAGCCUCAGGUGUUCCACAUUGCGGAGUUGUGUAUGGCUGGCUGCCGAGGGCUAAUAAGCCAGAAAUGGCCAUUCCAGUCUCCCUUGUCCUUGUCAGUGAUGUUACUCACCUCCAUCUGCUGUAAACGUAUGGAGAAAAUAAUUAAGCAACAAUUAAUUCAGUGUCUGGAGCCAAAUAAUCUUCUUUCCGACCUCCAGCAUGAAGUCCGCAGAGACAGGUCCUGUGUGACAAACUUGCUCUACUGUCUGGAACACUGAACUCGGGCUGCUGAUAGAGGGAACAUGGUGCAUGCGGUUUAUAUCGACUUAGAUUAGGCCUUCGAUAAUGUAUCUCACAACCGCCUUCUGUGCAAACUCAGCCGUAUUGGAGUGCGAGAUAAGCUUCUGACGUGCAUUUGAAGCCUUUUAAUCUGCCGCUCUCCAACUGUCCGUGUCAGUGACAAGCAGUUGAUGCAGGUUGUCGUUAAGAGUAGUGUUCCCUACGACUCUGUUCUUGGUCCACUCUGUUCAAUGUAUACAUGAACAACUAAGCAAACAAACUGGAUUGCGAUGUCGCAGUGUUUGCCGAUGAUAAUAAGAUCUGUAUUACCAUACAAAAUGAAGUUUACGAAAUGCGAUUGCAGGCAAACCUAAACCAACUCGAGCAAUGGUCAGACGACUGACUUAUCGUUUAACGUAAACAAGUGUAACUUUAUACGCGUCAGUGGAACCAGUUCUCCUAGUCACAUGGUCUACCGCCUGACUGGCAUACCACUGAGAGAAGUGAACGUUCAGAUGGACUUGGGUGUGGUGAUCACAAUUUAGCCCGAGCCUUUACAGCUCACCUCAAGGAUAGCCAAUUCGGCGAUGUCCAUCCAAUACCUGAUUAAACGAUCGUUCUCCUCCUUUGAUGAAGACCGCCACUCUAAGGUCUUUCGAACUCUUGUGUGGCUGCAUCCGGAGUUUGCCAUCCAGGUAUGGAGACCGCUAAAGACCUCAGCAUGCUCGAAAAAGUUCAGCGGCGAGCAAUCAAUCUCGUAACACGACAGGGCUCGCUGCCCUACGUAAGACGAUUAGUUAAUCUCGAUCCCUCUCUUAUCAGUUACAGGCAGCUACGGGGUGACCUGAUAUAAGCCUUCCGCAUUCUACGCGACCAGGACUGCUGUCUCGUAUCUGGAGUCUUUUCCGAGUUGGCGACUACAACUAACUUGAGAGGUCAUGCACUCAAACUACGUGUGACUGAUUUUAGGCCAGAUAUACGGGUGAUUUUCUUCUCCAAUAGACUGAAUGAAGCUUGGAAUGCCUUUUCUGGGAAUUUUGUUAUGUCUGCACCCAUUGUAACUUUUAAAAGGAGGCAAAAGCAACAUUGCUGUGCACCACAAUGCCAUCCGACCGCUAUCGUCUUGAUUCCUCAUGUUAACAAUUUAUUGCUUUCGGGAUGCUACUGAGGAUCUUUAAGUAACGUUUGUUCAUGUAAUUUACUAGUACACAAACGUCGGCACACGGCGUUCGCCACGACGCCUGCAGACCACGGAUCAUAUCGCUUUCCCCGGGGCUUAUUGAUGCCUCAAGUAACCGCUGUAUUACGCACCCACGUGAGUAUACUUGGCUUCCAAUUCUCUUGACGUAUGAAACACUUUAUUUAUGUGUACAGUUUUUAAUAUUUUCUUUGUAGUUCUUUGAUGCUAGUCCCUCUCCAAUUUUUUUACCACUUCCUCCACGUGCAACAAAAAGGGGUUUCAAAGGUGCGUGCUAACUUUCCUAAAAUUAGCUGAAAUGGACUGACCAAAAGCUCCAGCUCCCGAACUACCAACAUUGCGCUCUGUCAUCUGCAACCAGGGAUAAUCAGUGUUAGACUGGAGUACGCCGAAUACUCUUCAUAGCAGGAUUGAAUACAGAGCGACUCUGCUAACACAUGGCCCCCUCAAAGGUGGGGACGGCAGGGUGGGUAGGUGGGCCACAGCCCCUUCAGCUCGGAACAUAGAAAGUAUCCAGACACCACGCGUUUUCUUAAAAGCUCGAAACCAGUAAUGGGAGUAAAGUAAAAUUAAAUUUCUGAGUGUAAAACAGGCAAUAUUUUUACGAUAUAUUAGACCGCUAUGUGAAUUUUAGCUUAGAUGAGGUCGAAAUUCAUUAAUCGUGGCUUUAAUGUGUGUUAUUGUCCAUUGCACUGUUCGAGAUAGUGAGCACUGCGCGUGACGCCUUUAAACCAUUUCAUUUUGAAGGUGAGGUCACCUGGAGUAAGACGCCCUUUGGGUUUGCGAUGUGCCACAUUUAAGAGUAAUGCAGUGCUGUUUCGCGGGGAUGCGCUGUGUAGGUGAAAAUCGGUAUCGUAAAGGGGUGUCAAAAUCUACAACAAGUUGGCGUCCCCCCGCACAAUUUUUUUGCGGUGGUGGUUAGAGGGGGCCGGUGGUCGCAUAUGCCGGUGGCAUAUGCCACCUCACAGCUCCGCCUACAGCCCAACCCAGCACCGCCAUAUCUCAGAAGCCUGGUGAGGCUGGUGUCAGCAGGAGAUUCUCUUUUGUCGCGAAGCUGCGGGUCCUGAACCUACUCAGGAAGUCGCUUAGCAACUAGGGAACAAUACCUGGAAUGAGCUCCUAGCAAGACAUCUGGACUAUCGUUUAUAUUUUCCUUUGUUUUUUAUUCCAUCUAUGUGUAUUAAAGCGUUCUUCUCUUAGCCUCCCCUAAUCAUCGUCCUUUCGUUUCCUCACGUCCUUGGUUGUUUUCUUUUGGAUGUUGUCUAGACGUAGUUUCCGUCGUAAACAGCGUAAAUUUCUCCUCUCGCAGUAAAGUUGAUGAACAGUCUAUAGUCCCUAAUGAUUGUGACCACAGAGAUGAGCCGAGUUUCGAGAGUACUGUAUAAAAUCAGCAUAAACACGCUGGGAAAGUGCUAUUUCAGGAGGAAUGUAUGAGCAUAGUGGGGAACUCAUAGAAGUGUUCAUUUCUUUGUACAUUUAGAGAGAGAGAGUGUGUCAUUCCCAAAUUCGUGACACUGUUGAUCAGUUCGUCAAACAGCCGACUCUCCGACUACCAAAAGGCAGAGAUUUCUAUGCGAAGUACAGGUAUCAGGCAUUAUCUGCUGCAGUUGUGUGUCAAGUCCUGGCUGAGUUUUCCUCAUAAAUAAAGACGGAAUUAAGAUCAGGAGAUUCGAAAUCUAAAAGAGGCUGCAGGUCAUACUGAAUAUGUGCAGCUUACGACACUGUCUUAGCUCAAUGAAGGGAAGUGGCAUUUAGGGGUGGUUACUGCUGUAUUGGAGGAUUUUCGACGUAUCAGUCGCCUUUCGAAAGACACCAAAGACAUGAAAGAGACGUUAAAAAACAAAUUUAACUCAAUGUUUCCCCAAAUUCAAUUCACAAUGGAUGAAGAAAAGGACAGAGAGAUCCCCUUUCUGGAUAUUCAGGUGUCAAGACAAGAAGGCGGAUCCCUCCAGACUGGUGUCUUUCGAAAGGCCACUGAUACGUCGAAAAUCCUACAAUACAGCAGUAACCACCCUUUAACGCAGUUACGUGCGGACACUCUUCCUACGCAUCAACACACACUGCAGCACAGAAGCUGAAAGGCUGCGAGAGCGUGAAUCCCUAUGGCAUCUCUUGCUCAACAAUGGGUACUCACAAAGCUUCAUAAACAAAUGCUUGUAUCAAAGGCACACGAACACCAAAGGUGAACAAAAAUAAAAAACUGAAAUCUUCCGUGCUGUACCCUACGUGAGUGACGUUUCCGAAGCCACUGAACACACGCUUAGACCACUCAACGUGGGCCUUGGACACCGGCCGGAGGUCACUAUCCGCCGCUUGUUCAGGCAGCCCAAGGGGCGGCUACCAGCUGAGGACACAACAGGAAUUGUUUACCGCGUCAACUGUACAGACUGUCCGGCCAACUAUUGCGGCAUGACCGACAAACAAUUAAGGUCGCGCAUGCAUGAGUAUUCGCUAGCUGUAAAGCAAAAAGAUGUGCGAUCACGUGCUGUUAUGCACGGCCUCCAAAAUAACCGUCAAUUCGGCUUCGAUAAGGCAGAAGUAAUCGGUCGAGCAGGAGGCAAAAUGACGAGAAAGAUUAUCGAAGCCUGGCGAUCCAACGCCAACUCGAUCUACCGUAGGAUCGACCUACUGGCGCCAUACGAGGCCGUCAGUUAUCAUUUGAACAGAAAAGGAGGGCCAAUGGGAAGAGAGAACAAUGGACCUAUCAUUAGUGAGUAAUAAAUAUCUAUUUAAACCCUGUAUUCCCACUUUUAAUCUAACCUUGAUGAUGUAAGUUUAACGCAGAAUAUUGGUUCGCUCAAAUUUUGUGACAAAUGGACCGAUUUUUUCUUUAGUUCGGAUGUAACUGUUUGCACUGCAAAACUGUACGAAAUUUUGGAUCCGCUUAUUUCUCGUUGCAUCCCCCGAAAGAAAAUUAUUAAUGUUGGGGAAGAGGUUUCCCUACCCUUAGCCUUUCGUCGCAGAUUGCGCAGACUUUCUCGUCGAUUCCAUCUUCGGAAUGACGUUUCUGUCCUGCCCUUGAUUUGUGAUAUUUUUGAGCGGGCUAAGAGAUUGUCUGAAGAAAAACAGCUAGCCGGGGAGAUCCAGUUUACCGAAAACCAUUCUUUAAGUGUCUCGAAACUUUUCUCUAGAAAAGUACAAACUCACCGAAAGACGCAGCAUCCCAUCCUCUGAGACCUUGAUGUCCAGUUAACCGCUGAUUGCUUCAAUGAUUUCCUCCCCAAAACGUUCAUUGAAGACUCGACCACUCCAUUUUCGACUGUCCAGGCAUUGACUGGGGCAGUUCUAGAAACUAUAACUUUCACUCUGUGGGAUGUGACUGUUGCGAUUCGGCGUUUUCGUCAAUCUUAUAGUCCAGGACCUUGACAAAGCCUUCUAUAUUCGCCAUAUACUAGUAGUCUGGUCGCAUCUCCCUUCCCCCAUGCUCGGAUGGACUCGGUUGAAUGAAACCGACCGCAUCUGGGUUCCUAUCGGCUUGAGACUGGUUUUCAAUUUCGGCACUUAUUUUUCUUAUUCAAGGCGAUACAGGCCAGUCCUGACCGACCCGCCUACGUACUAUUUUAUGAAAUCCGUUACACAAUGCCAUAUACAGCUGACAUUUAUUUCGGCCAUGUUGAUGUCGGACUAUAUUCCAUUUUGUACCGCCACAUGCAGGCCAGUCCUCCCUGUUUUUUUCUGAUGCUAUUUUUCUGAGGGGUUUUUUUUCUCCUGUUAAAUUACUACAAUCAUUUUUAAAUUUUGCUUUGGAGUUUUUUUUUCACCCCUCGUUUUUUCAUUUUCAUUUUGCUUAACGGACUUCUAAUCUCAAAAACUAUGCAUUGCACUUUGUGCAGAUUUCGCCUACAUCGUCUAAAAUUUGCAUGUAAAUUUAUUUUUACUUGCUUUGAUGGGACCCUGACGGGUCUUUAAUAAAAAUAAUUGAAUUGAAUUGAAUUGAAUAGUCCAGGACCUGAUGGUGUCCCAGUAAGCAUUAUUAACACAGAUGCAAAUACGAUUUUCCCAUCCCUCUCAUGCAAGAUAUUUAAUCGCGCUCUUGAAAGUGAAACUUAUCCAACCUUGUAGAAGGAAUCACACAUUCUGCCCAUUCCUAAGCACGACAACUCUACAUCAUUUGACGACUUUCGGCCAGUAAACAUCCACCCCAAAGUUUCGAAGAUCUUAGAGACAUUGAUCAUAGAUAAGAUGAUGUGUCACUUAACAGAGAAUAACCUACUGAGUGCUGCUCAGCAUGGAUUUCUCAAAGCUCGGUCUUGUGACACCUGUCAACUCUCUUUCUUUGACUAUGUUCUCCAAUCUAGGGACAAUGGUUUUGCACUUUACACAGUAUAUUUCGAUUUCACUAAGGCUUUUGAUCGUGCUGACCAUGCUCUUCUUCUCUUGAAACUGUCCUCUUUUGGAAUAAAUGGCAAACUUUUGAAUUUUAUAUCCUCUUACCUAGGUACUCGUACACAACGAGUUAAGAUUUCCAAUAUUAUCUCCAAACCCACACGUUUGAGGAGUGGAGUCAUUCAGGGUAGUGUACUCGGCCCGCUUUUAUUUUGCCUUUUCAUUAAUGAUGUACCCGAUGUAUUUCAGAAUGGUAAGCCUUUCAUGUAUGUCAAUAAUCUGAAAGUUGCAUACGGGUAUAAGCCAGCAGAUCGUGACAUCGUGCUUGAGUUCUUAAAGAGCGACCUACAGGCCUUUGUCCAGUGGCGCUGCAUAUGGUGCCUUUCUGUCUCUUGGCAUAAAUACUCGUUCAUGGGGAUUGGCGAUGGCCACCAGUCUCAAAUAACUAUUGGCGGUCACGACAUAAAUGCACCUGGAGCUGUUAUAUAUCUGGGUGUAUCAUAGUUCAAAAGCCUUAAUCUCUUGGAUUACUGCACCCCGAUAGUCUCCAAAGCACGUAGACCGACCGGGUUUAUCCUCAGAAACUUUAAAAACUGCGAUAUUAGAAUGUACCUCUAUAACAUGUGCGUUUGACCCGGACUGGAAUACUGUUCGUUUUUAUUUAAUCUCAUGAGUGCUACUGAGAGCAAGGAAAUAGAAUACGUCCAACAUUUUUUUACCAAUAGAGUUUUAACCCCGGAAAACAAGGAUUUGUCUUACCGAGAACGUUGCCGGCUUAAAGGCCAUAAUCCUUUGUUGUUUCGUAGAAUACAAAAUGAAUUCUUUUUACUCUUUACGCUUUUAUAUAAUCGCACCAUUAACCCGCUUACUAAUUUAAAACAUCUUGUCCACCGCCGAGGUAACAGUCACCGUGAUAUUUUUUAUUUAUUCCUCUGACACGUACCGUUAAAUAUCUUUGGUUCUUUUCUGUAGACACAAUUGCCAUUCGGAAUAAAUUCCCCAGGAAUGUGAACAUUCUGCAAAUUUCUGCGUGUUUAAGAGAACUAUUAAUCGCUUUUUACAUUUAGAAAAACUCCCAAAAUUUUUCUUUGCUGAAUCCAUCGAUCGAAUGUACCGUUGCGGUGGCGUUUGUGGUCUCUGA
Spirometra erinaceieuropaei is the source of this 34469-nucleotide messenger RNA. NCBI's taxonomy places the organism in Eukaryota, Metazoa, Platyhelminthes, Cestoda, Diphyllobothriidea, Diphyllobothriidae. The record is from the annotation of a GenBank genome assembly.